AGGUACAUAAAGUGUACUGUUAAAUGUAUUUAUAGUUUAUUAGAAUUUCCACAAAGUUAUUUGUUGACAUAUACCUGAUAUUACUGCCUAAGUGAAGUUGAGUGUCUUUUCCUUUAAUUGAUGUGAUGUCAUGAGUUAAUAUAAUUUCCUGUUCUGUCUCCUCCUCUUCCUCUUUGCACUGGUGAUUCAGUGAGAGAGCUAGAGAGGGCGCUUCUCACUAAGAGGCUGAUUAUGUUUCAUUUGUCUAUCAGUUGUCUAUCAGAGUAAACCAGUGAAAUCGCCGCCUGUGGUCCAGUGUCUUAUUUAUCUACACAACGCAGACAAGACAAGUAUAACUGGUGUCGCGAGCCACCGGUUACACGUGGUGCCGUGAACCUUCGGAUUUCGCAAGAUCGGUUGAUUGCUGAUCGCCGGAGUUGCUGCUUCAUCAGACGGCGGUGUGCUGUGGUGAAUUACUGGAGGAUCGAGUGUCUCGCUGAUCGCGGAGGCCGCAGCUCGUUUCAUCUCGCUUUCAGCGCUCGUCUCUGCUGCUCAUAUCACGUAUUGAACGCUUGCUUUUUAUGAGGUAUGAUGAAAAACUGUUUUGGUUUCUAUUAAUGACUUGCGCAGUAGAUGCGCUUUGAAGUGUUGAUUUUUGAAAAAAAUUUUGCACUGCUGCACGGACUUAAAUGACGGGAUGUUUUUGUGAUCAUCACAUGAGGAACUUUGUUUCGUUUUUCGCCGUGCAACGCUGUACUGGACUAUUCUUUGCGCUGCUGCACGCUCAUGAACAGUUUUGUGAUCGUCAUCGUCACAUAAUUUUUUUUUUUUUUUCUCCUCCGUGAAUUGUCACACUGAACUGUUUUGAGAGUCUAAAUUAGUAUUUCUGCAAAGUGCUUUUAUCUGAAUACUAGUUAAGUGACUUGUUUAUAUUUCCAUUUUUUUUUUUCUGAAACAAGUUAUUACAUUUUCUUUUUGUGUUUUCUAUUCAAACUGAGUCAUGUUUGAGGACACUGUCAGUCAGGAUAAUUUUAGCCCUGUACAACAGCCUAGUGUCACGUUCCCAGUAGGCAGAGGUAUUGGGGCUGUACUUAACCGUCCUGACAAUAUGUCUGGAGUUUCACCUCAAUGUUUUGGAAGGGGGAGGGCACUCUUUAAUUCAGAAAUUGACCGUGGGCAUGCAUCUGAUUCAGCUAUUGGUUCUUCAGGAAGCCCAGCUGCUUGCUCUACUCCUUUUUCACGUCCAAAUGUUGAUCACAUCAUUACCCCUGAGUCUCUAGGAGGUAUUAUUUCUGAUUUGGCACAGAAAAUUGGUGAGAGUAUUUCAGCCAGUCUGAAUUUAACACAACAUCCCAGCCCAGUGCAGCCCAAGUCAAAUGUCCAGCACUCAAGCGAUUGUGUUGAUGCUUCUAAUUUGAACAUCAUUGUCCAACACGAUGUUAAACCCCCACCAUUAUUUAGAGGUGACCAGAGUGAUUCAUUUACUGUGCAUGAAUGGGAAGACAUGAUGUACAGUUAUAUGAACAGAAAGAAAUGCACUGAUGAAACUGCCUCUGAUCUAAUCCUGAGCAGGUUAGCUGGAAAAGCGAGGGAUGUAGUGAAAGUGUCCUUACGCAGCUUCCCAGGACCGACUGCUGCAGUGCUCCCCACCACAGUGUUUGACAUACUGAAGCGAAAUUUCAGUGAGUUGAUGUAUUCAAACAUGCCUAUGGCUGAUUUUUAUAACACUCUACCCAGGGCAGACGAGAGCCCAAUGGACUACUGGAUCAGACUGAACAAGGCGAUUGAUGUGGCUGAUGAGUGCUUGCGAAGGCGCAACAAGUCUGUUGAGGAUCCUGUUACUGAAGCUGUUAUGAUGUUUAUCUCACACUGUCCAGAUCCUGGUCUUGCUUUGUCUUUUCAGUUCAAGCCUGCUGAACAGUGGAGUGCUGCUGAAGUUCAAGAGCGACUGGAUAGUCAUCACAGGAACCUGAAGAGAGCUUUUGCCAGACCUGCACGCUCAUUGCCUGUGUCAGCUUGCCAUCAGAACACUGUGACUGUCUGUGACGAUCCUGUACCCAGCCCUUUCAAACAGCCUGAACUCUCCUUAAGCCAGAUGUCAAGUUUAACUGGUCAGCUGAACCCCAACGCUGCUCCUUUUACUCCUGAUGGUAGUAUGCAACAGUUGGUUGGCAUGAUGGAUAAAGUUUUAUCUCUCUGCACUGCCUCACUGUCCUCGUCCAACCCAAACUGUCCUGGCAGAACCUCAGACCUCAAGCCAAGUUUGAGCCCAGCAUGUAGAGUAUGUCGAUCUAAAGAGCACACUACACAUACUCAUUGUAUGCGCCAGAGGCUUUGUCGUAACUGCUUUAAACCUGGACACUUUAAGAGCAAUUGUCCUAAGACGACGGGCCUUGAGCUUCCUUCUCCUGACACCCAGUUAAACUAAGUAGCCCAUGUGCAGAGGGGGAUAGCAUGGGCGGUGGCGUAUUUCCCCUAAAAGAUGAG
This is a messenger RNA of Pimephales promelas (fathead minnow), 2466 nucleotides long. NCBI's taxonomy places the organism in Eukaryota, Metazoa, Chordata, Actinopteri, Cypriniformes, Leuciscidae. The record is from RefSeq and is a predicted model, not a curated record.